AGUUUGCCAAGGGGGGGGGUGCGGGGUACCGGGGCCCUGGCAGUUGCGGGGGGGUGAGGCCACGGUCCCCUUUAGCCCCCAGUGCAGACCCCCGCGGUGUUUUCGGCAGCUCAGGGCCCCCAACCCCUUCCUCGGGGCAGGGGGAGCCAUCCCCACGCAGGCUCAGCCCCCCUCCCACCUCCCCGUGAUCCGGGGCACAAACCCACUGAUUGUCCCGAGCAGCCCCCGGGGGGGGUCUGUGUCCAUCAUCUCCCUGUGUCCAUCAUCUCCCCCUCCAUGUCCCUUUGCCCUGCUCCUCCCACGGCAGCACGGGGCAAAGGACGGGCACCCAGGCAGCCGCCCACCUCUGCCCGGGCUUUGUUGUGCUGUGGUUCCUGGGGAGCCAGCACCGCCAUCGGUGAGUGCCGGGGUCUUGGUGCUGCUCGGGGAGUCGGGGGGGGCUGGCAACCCCAGAUCCUCCUGGUCCUCCUUUCACCCCCCCGCCCAGGUCCUGCUCCCCGCUCCUGGGUGUCCCAUCCCAAACCCGCUCCCCGCAGCCUGGGGCAGGGUGAGCGUCUCUGUGUCCCCAUCAGGGGGGAGACAGGAGUCCCCAGCCUGCUUUGCUCCUGCCCUUGUGGAGACUCCCAUGUGGGACCACCCCCCUGGCAUGGCUGCUGCUCCAGCCCUGGGGGAAGCAGGGAAAACCGGGAUGAGACAGGUGCCGGCAGCCCAUGGCGUCCUACCGCAUCCGGCAGUACCGGGAGCAGGACUACGACGCCGUGCGGACCCUCUUCGCCCGCGGCAUCUUGGAGCACGCGCCGGCCGGCUACCGCCACAUCCUGCGCUCGGCGCGGGCGCAGCUGGGGCUGCUGGUCCUCUUCGCAACGGUGCGGGCAGCUGCCGGCUACUGGGUGCUGGGGCUGGCGGCCGUGGCCCUGGCACUGGCGGCCACCUGGCCCGUGGUCCGCUCCUUCAGCACCUCCUACGUGCAAGAUGCGCUGUGCACCGACCUCUGCGACAUCUCCACCAGCUACCUGCGGGCGCCCGACUCCUGCUUCUGGGUGGCGGAGGCUGGGGGGUCCGUGGUGGGCAUGGUGGCCGUGGCACCGGCGCAGGAUCCGGCUGAGAGAGGGGUGGCCCUAGAGCUGAAGAGAAUGUCGGUCAGCAAGGACUACCGGGGCCGGGGCAUCUCCAAAGCGCUCUGCGGGGAGGUGCUGCGCUUCGCCCGGGCGAGGGGCUACGGGGCGGUGGUCCUCUCCACCUCCAUGGUGCAGGUGGCCGCCCAGCGGCUCUACGAGGGCCAGGGCUUCAAGAAGGUGGGCACCUUCAGCCCCUCGCUGCUCGGCAGCCUCCUCUGCUUCCAGAUCUUCCACUACCGCUGCGACCUGCCCGGUGGCACUGCCGCCCCGCCACGCUAGGUGCUGCCACCGCACCCUGACGCCGCCGCGGCACGUCCCACCACAUCCCCGGCGCACAAGGCGCCGGCUGCGUCACCCCUGGCCCCAGCCCGUGCCAUGCCAGCCACCGCCGCGGCACCCCAAACCCUGGCCCCGGCAUGUGGCACCCCCUCAGCCUUGUCACCGCCGUGGCACUCGCAUGGGGUUGGCAGCUGGGGUGGGGGGAGGCCAUGCCUGGCUGGGCUGCCAGGGCCCAUCCCUAGUUUUCUAGAAAUAAAUAUAGCGUCCUGCGGGUGA
Chroicocephalus ridibundus (black-headed gull) is the source of this 1673-nucleotide messenger RNA. RefSeq names its product N-acetyltransferase 8-like. The transcript has 2 exons. NCBI's taxonomy places the organism in Eukaryota, Metazoa, Chordata, Aves, Charadriiformes, Laridae. The record is from RefSeq and is a predicted model, not a curated record. The coding region runs from base 711 to 1397 and encodes 228 amino acids. Gene Ontology annotation, molecular function: N-acetyltransferase activity.